This is a messenger RNA of Pseudozyma hubeiensis SY62, 2034 nucleotides long. RefSeq names its product likely protein kinase. NCBI's taxonomy places the organism in Eukaryota, Fungi, Basidiomycota, Ustilaginomycetes, Ustilaginales, Ustilaginaceae. Bases 1 to 2034 code for a protein of 677 amino acids. Gene Ontology annotation, molecular function: protein kinase activity; ATP binding. Gene Ontology annotation, biological process: protein phosphorylation. The transcript has a single exon. The record is from RefSeq and is a predicted model, not a curated record.
AUGGCGUCGCUCAUCCCGCCAAAGAAGCCGCGCAAGCCGGGCAUGCCAAAACUGUCCAUCCCGGCAAGGCCGUCGUCCUCUUCGUCCGCCCCUCCGGGGUCAUUUCAACGGGACGACGCUUCAUCUGAUGCCGCUGCUGCCGCUGCAAGGCCACAGCCGGGACAUCCGUCUCAACGACCACAGCCUUCGCUCAUGAUACCACAGGCGUCCUCCUCCUCGACAUCAUCGCUCGGCGGUCACGCAUACCAGGACGAAGGCUACGAAGAUGGUCAUCCGGGCAUCUACAACACUACGACUUCCACCAUCUAUCCGGACACCGUGCCGCACCUCACGAAUGCGCAGAUGCACACCGCCAUUACAGACGAUCUGCGGCGUGCGAUAGGUGGCCUGUCCAUGGCCGACUCUGACGGCGAACGGCUCGAUGCCAACGGGCUCCGUAUACCGGUCACAGGCGGCAAAAGCUCGUCCAACGGAUACUGGAUAUCCAACGACUCGAGUGCUGCCGGCGGCGGGGUCAGCAGCAGCACGGAUCACGGCGAAGCGAACGGCGCGGACGGAGCAUCAUCGCACCCGUCACAAUAUCGUGCAAGGACCGACUCGAGUGCGUCGGUCGCUUCGACGCGAGGCAGCAAUCAAGGCGGACACGACGACGAGCUUGUCUUGGCAGGCAACUUUGAGAUGCUCUCGAGGCUCGGCGAAGGCGCCAGCGGAGAAGUGCACAAGGUUCGACAUCGUCCAACGGGUCUCAUCAUGGCCAAAAAGACCAUCUCCACUUCGCCCAAUCCGGCGAUUCACCGUCAGAUCCUUCGUGAGCUCGCCUUCAAUCGCUCGUGCCACUCAGACUACAUCGUGCGUUACUACGGCGCCUUUCUCGAGGAACAAGACACCUCGAUCGCCAUCUGCAUGGAGUAUGCAGAGGCAGGCUCGCUCGAUGCCAUCUACAAAAAGGUCAAGAGCCGCAACGGCCGCACAGGAGAAAAGGUGCUGGGCAAAGUGGCCGAGUGCGUGCUCAAAGGACUGAGCUACCUGCACGAACGCAAGAUCAUCCACCGCGACAUCAAGCCGAGCAACAUCGUCGUCACACGCCAGGGUCAGAUCAAAUUGUGCGAUUUUGGCGUCUCCGGUGAGCUGAUCAACUCGGUCGCCGGCACGUUCACCGGAACAAGCUUCUACAUGGCGCCAGAGAGGAUCCGAGGAUUGGCGUACACGAUCACGUCGGACGUGUGGUCGCUUGGUCUGACGAUUCUGGAAGUGGCUAGCAACCGAUUCCCAUUUCCCGCCGAAGGUGAGCCGCCAUUGGGACCGAUCGAUUUGCUCUCUUAUGUGGUCAAUAUGAAGGUGCCCGAACUGCAGGACGACGAAAAGGCGGGUGUGAAAUGGUCUCGGGCUCUUCGCGACUUUAUCGAACGAUGCCUAGAGAAAGAACCCACCAAGCGACCGGGACCUCACAAGAUGAUCAGCCAUCCCUUCAUUCGCAAAUCCGAGACGCGACAGCCGCAACCGGACAUUGCCAAGUUUGUAGCUGAUGUCUACGGCUGGAGCUACCUACCGAGCUCGAUCGCCAACCAACAGGAGCAGACUCCGACGCAGGCGACUUCCAAGAGCGGUUCGCUGGGCAGGAUCCCAAGCGUUCGCUCUGCCCCUGUCGCGGCGACGGCCCUGGCAGCCGUGAUGAGCGACGCCUCAACGACCACACCGGUGCCACAAGGGACUGCGAUGGCGAAAACUUUGCAGCCCGACGCUGUGCCAUCCACCACGCUCAUGCCCACGUCUACAGGAGCAGCGAGCGACAGGCCGCGCACUGUUCCAAAGAUCUCGGUCGCCAUUGAUGGGCAAAGGCUUUCGCAGCCUCCCACUGCAGCGAUGGGCGAUACAGCGUCUCCUCACGUCGCCUCUUUCCCUCCAAUUUCCAGGCCUCUGGGCGAUCAUCGAAGUCAAGAAGAGCGUCUGGCAGCUAGGAUGCGAGAGGCGGACGUUGGGUUGGUGGGAAGUCCUACCACGACUCCCGAUGAGGAUGAGGUUGGGCACGCUUAG